Molecule: messenger RNA, 891 nt
Organism: Babesia microti strain RI
Lineage: Eukaryota; Apicomplexa; Aconoidasida; Piroplasmida; Babesiidae
Product: tRNA pseudouridine synthase
Exons: 8
Coding region: 1-891 (296 amino acids)
Biological process (GO): mRNA pseudouridine synthesis; tRNA pseudouridine synthesis
Cellular component (GO): nucleus; cytoplasm
Molecular function (GO): RNA binding; pseudouridine synthase activity
Source: RefSeq, a predicted model, not a curated record
AUGACGAAUGGGUAUACCAAUGAAAUCAGUGGUAACAAAAUUCUAGUAAGAUAUUCAUAUAUUGGGACUAAUUAUCAUGGCUCUGCGUAUCAAAAAGGUGUAGACACUGUAGAAUCCCAUUUAAUAAAUGCGCUUACUAAAAGUGGACUAAUUGUAGACAUUUACAAUUGUGACUAUUGCAAAUGUUCAAGGACAGACAAGGGUGUACAUGCUAGAGCAAAUUAUAUAUCUUUAUUUGCAUUAAAUAAUAUUCCAAAAUUACAUUUAAUGAAUAUAAAUAGACUUAACAAAUAUCUACCAAAUGAUAUAUGCAUAACAAAAAUAUUCCCUGUUCAUAGUACAUUCUCCUGUCGUUAUGAUUGUAAGGGUAGAAUUUACAAAUAUUUUUUCAAUUCUACGAACUUGAAAAUAUGUGAAAUGGCAGAAGCUGCACAACUAUUCAUUGGAGAACAUGAUUUUAAGUUGUUUUCCAAAAGGAAUAGGGGCCUAACCAAGUCUACAAUUAAGGAAAUAACUGAGUUUCAAAUCGCAGCAUUUGCUUCUGGAUUACAUGUAGCUACUAUUAAGGCAAGGUCUUUUCUUUGGCACCAGGUUCGUUGCAUGAUGGGAGCUUUGAUAAUGAUUGGUAGUGGCCAAUUAACAAUGCAACAAUUGAGUGACAUGUUGAAACUUAAAAGUAAUGUGAAAUGUUACUUAAUGGCACCAGCAGACGGAUUGUUGCUGUAUGAUUGCCUUUUUGAUAAUAUUGAUCCCAUGGAAGGUGAUGUAACAUAUUUUCAGGAUUAUUUUAAUCGCAUGAACAUACUACAUUCAGUGGUAAAUUUUAUUGCAAACGGCACAAACAAUGAUGAAAUUAAUAAGGAUGAUCGCAAAUUAACUUUGAAUAUAUAA